AUGGGUUCCUUCGAAACGAGAGUGUUUAACUGGCGUGCCCCAACUAUCCUCUUGGUGGCCGGAAACAGAAUUGAAGAUAUUCCCGCCGGUGGCCAGGAAAGAAAUUUUGCAGACACAUUACCACCCAAAAGAUUUCCCAACGGUGGCAAAUCAUCAAGAGUUGUUUUUGGAGUUUAUCUUUCCCAGCCUUGGAAGCAAACUCACAAAGAGUGUUUUGGAGACACCGAUACACUUCUUUUCCAGCUCGAACCUGUUCAUGAAGUCUUCCACGCCUCAGUAAUUAAUAGGGACUAUGUGGCAUUUUCCAAGCCUCCAUCCGCCCAUCCAUGUUUAUCGUUUGGAUGUCCGCAUCCCAAAACGAAACAAACGGCUGGACUCUCAACUCAUGUGAAUCUCGGCGCUGUAUCACUGUAUCUGGAUUCAUCUUUUGAGUUUGGUGUCUUUACACACAACUAUACAUCUGGUGGAGGAGCAUUUCAUAACAGUGAAACUCGACGCAGUGACUUCCAAGAUCGUUUCGAAAUCGAAAGUUUAGAAGUUUGGGGAUGUGGAGGUGAUGCUGAAGCUCAAAAGCAAAAGGAGAUGUGGGCUUGGGAAGAAAGAGAAGCGGAGGCUAGGAGGAAAAUCAAUCUUGGGUCGGGUGAUAUUGAAGCUGAUAGAGCGUUACUGGAAAUGGCGGGACUGAUUGGGGGGAACAGGAGUGGAGGUUCUAUGAAUUGA
Sclerotinia sclerotiorum 1980 UF-70 is the source of this 720-nucleotide messenger RNA. RefSeq lists its product as hypothetical. The record is from RefSeq and is a predicted model, not a curated record. Bases 1 to 720 code for a protein of 239 amino acids. The transcript has a single exon. Lineage: Eukaryota; Fungi; Ascomycota; Leotiomycetes; Helotiales; Sclerotiniaceae.